UUGCAAGUCACGUGAGCUGCCAAAAUGGCGGCGCUGAGGGGUGAGGCUGGUGCAGACGUGAAAGAUGCCGGUGUGGUACCAUUAGGAACUGGGGAAGCGCCCAAGGACAUCAGAAUGGCAACAUAUACACGUGGUCAGCCUAGUCCUUCUCUAAGAGAUGCAAAACUCGGAAGACCAAUGGUCAUCGAAAUCAUAGAAAAAAAAUUUGAGUAUCUUCGAAAAGAAAAGGCCUUAAAUAUAUAUGGAACACUGACCCUUGGCACAACAGCUGGUUUUUCUGGAAUACUGGCAAACUUCAUUUUCAGACAUUGCUUCAAGGUUAAACAUGCUGCUUUGAAAACAUAUGCAUCAUUGACUACACUUCCAUUUUUAUCUACCAUAGUUGCUUACAAGCUCCUUGUAACCGAUGCUUUGUAUUCAGGUAACAUAAGCAAGGAAAACUGUGUCCUUAGAAGUUCACUGAUUGGCAUAGUAUCUGGUAUUUUAUAUCCCUCUAGUUUGGCUUUUUCUAAAAAUGGACGCCUGGCAGUCAGAUAUCAUACAGUUCCACUGCCACCGAAAGGAAGGGUUUUACUCCAUUGGAUGCUGCUUUGUCAAACAGAGAUAAAAGCAAUGGUGAUUCCUCUAGUCUUUCAGACAAUGUUUGGAAUUUGAAUACUUAUUGGUUUACAGCAUUAUUCACUGUUUGAAAAAACACUUGCAAAAAUGGUACAUGAAGAUUAAUCAAAGAAUGGGUACUGAUUCAGCAAAAUGUUUUUUUUUUUUUUAUGAUGAGUACUUGGAUAUUGUGGAAAAAAUUGAAAGUCACUCUGGACAGAGAACUUGUCUCUGUUUGGCCUGCUAUAUUGCAGAUACUUAAUAAAUAUUCAGUAAUUCAAU
Messenger RNA from Oryctolagus cuniculus (rabbit), 879 nucleotides. The record is from RefSeq and is a predicted model, not a curated record. NCBI's taxonomy places the organism in Eukaryota, Metazoa, Chordata, Mammalia, Lagomorpha, Leporidae.